Molecule: messenger RNA, 4168 nt
Organism: Anguilla anguilla (European eel)
Lineage: Eukaryota; Metazoa; Chordata; Actinopteri; Anguilliformes; Anguillidae
Product: atrial natriuretic peptide receptor 3-like
Exons: 8
Coding region: 350-1852 (500 amino acids)
Biological process (GO): regulation of blood pressure; vasodilation
Cellular component (GO): membrane
Molecular function (GO): natriuretic peptide receptor activity; peptide hormone binding
Source: RefSeq, a predicted model, not a curated record
AUUUCCUCCCCAUAGCCAGCGCGUGUGGUAGCUGGAUGGGCAGUAAGCGUUGAAUAGAGGAAUUACCAGUGAAAGAGGGUGAUUUAUGAGAAAACUUUAGAUUUAUGAAGUUAUGUUUUUCGGAGACGACGCAGAAUAUCUGUAGCUUGAUAUAUUGGACAUAUCAAUAGAAUUUCAAAUAAGAAGUAAAUAAAACAGCUUCGUUGAAUUAAAUACCGGUAGACGUUUCAGCAUUUCUUAAUUAGCCGGUUCUGGUGAAAUGUUUACUAAACAGGGAACAGAUAGCGAAGCAUAAUACAUGUUAUCAGGUCAUUAAUAUUACAAAGGGGACUCAUUCUAUAGUACCAAAAUGAUUUGCGUGUUGCCAUACUUGCUAUAUAUUUUGUUGAUUAUGCUGCCUGUAAAUGAAAGCGCAUCGACGGAAGACAUUGACGUACUGAUCAUUUUGCCAAAAAACAACUCUUAUCAUUUUUCCAUUUCAAUGGUUGCGCCAGCCAUAGAUUAUGCUCAGAAAAAGAUGAAAUCCGUUAACGGACUCUACUCAGGACUCAAUUUCAAUUUUCAUUAUGAAAAUUCUAAUUGUGGCGAUGAGGCACUCUUUCGUCUGGUGGACAGAUCCUGUCAAAAGAAACCAGACUUGAUUCUUGGCCCCGUCUGUGAAUACGCGGCUGCGCCUGUUGCAAGGAUGGCAUCACACUGGAACAUCCCAGUAAUUUCGGCAGGUGCUUUGGCGUCCGGUUUCAGCUAUAAGAAGGAAUAUUCGCACCUGACCAGAGUUGCCCCUUCUUACCUGAAAAUGGCGGAGACGUUCUCCGCAAUGUUCCAUCGCUUCAAUUGGAAGAAUGCGUUUUUAAUAUAUGAAGAUGACAUGGAUCAACGGAACUGUUACUUCACCCUAGAAGGUGUUCACAACAUUCUCAAAACGGAGAAUGUCCACAUAGAUGCUUUAAACAUCCACUCUAAAGAUAACAAGGUGGAUUCAGACGAAAUCAUCAAACUUAUCUACGACAGUGAAGUUAUUAUAAUGUGUGCGGGGGCUGACAUCAUCCGUGACAUCAUGCUGGCAGCCCACCGCCGUAGACUGACCAACGGCAGUUACAUCUUCUUCAACAUUGAGUUGUUCAACUCCUCAUCCUAUGGGAAUGGAUCAUGGAAGAGGGGGGACAAAUUUGACAUGGAUGCCAAGCAGGCAUAUGCCACACUCAACACCGUGACGCUUCUGAGGACUGUCAAGCCAGAGUUCGAGGACUUUUCAAUGGAGGUGAAGAAGUCCCUCCAAAAAGCAGGAAUUCGACAUUGUGACAGUGACAAUAUCAAUGUUUUUGUUGAGGGGUUCCAUGAUGCUCUGCUCCUGUAUGCGAUGGCCAUUGUGGAAGUUAAGCAGAAUGGCUCCAACAAGACAGAUGGAGCCCAAAUUACACAGCACAUGUGGAACAGAACCUUUGAAGGCAUUGCCGGCCCAGUGUCCAUAGAUGCCAACGGCGAUAGAUAUGGGGAUUUUUCUGUGAUGGCUAUGGUAGACCAUGAGACAGGCACCUAUGAGGAUGUGAUUAACUACUUCGGCAUUAAUGGGAGUUUUCAGAUGCUGCCAAGAUUCAACAAUGACCGGUUCACUUUGAGAGCAAGACACCAAAUGUCAAUGCCAGACUACUCCACCAAAUCAUGUGGUCUCGGGGUGUCUGCUGUCACUGGUAUCACAUUUGGUGCUCUCCUGGGGGCUGCAUUACUAAUGGCAUUCUAUUUCUUCAGGAAGAACUAUAGAAUAACGAUUGAGAGACGGACUUCGCGUGACAUUGGGAAGCACCGGCAGCUGAGGGAGGACUCCAUCCAAUCAAGCUUCUCCACAGCCUAGUAUGCAUAAAAUGGUCGUCAGUGUUUCUGUUCCCUUGGAGACAUGUCAUGGGGUUGUGACCAAAGCAUGUUGACUAACUCAAAUUAUUUAAAAUGUAAUUCUGAAAAUAUUUUCCCCCUUCUUGAACUCAGGAAAGUCAUCAAUCACGUGUUGCUAAGUGCAAGGUGGGUUUCCCCUCAGCACGAAUGGAGGUUGCUACCUUAUUUGUAGUGAUGGGAGAGGGAGGCGUCAAGGCCUCCAUGAUAUGCAGGGCUUCUAUACUAUGUGCCAUCAGUCUCUGUACUUAAGAUUUGUGAGUUGGUGGUAACACAUGGCAGGUUCAUCUAUUCUACAAAGCGUAUGGUAUUCUUGUUAAGGUGCUGCUCAGCACAUACGGUACAGUAACACAAAUCUUGCCUUUAACAUUAGGGAUUUCAAACUCAUAUCCAGAAUGACUGCAGUGUCUGAUUUUGGGGCGUGCUUCAUUAAGUCACUGAUGGGCUAAAAUGUUCCCAUUCCCAAAAAUUUUAUUUUUGAGAUCUCAGCUUUAUUUGAUAAUAAAAUAUUGGAAACAUGCAUAAUUAUUUUUAAAAAAGGUGAAAGAAUACAAGACUACUUUGCAUCGAUCAUCUUCAAAAAUUGUGCAAUCCCUAGAAAGGAUGGGCAAACUCUGUCAGCCAUCUCACACUGUACAUAAGGAAAUGUAUCACUUCCGCUGAUUAGUGUUUGAUAUAAUAAUGCAUUUUUAUACUAGAAAUAAACUUCUUGUGAAUCUGUAUUAUUCCACAGCAACUAAACACUGCAUGUUAGGGUGCUUUGUCCUGUGAUCAGCUUUAGAGAAAAACUCUCAUCAGCUUCCAGUAAGAAUCAGAUGGUUUUCUUUUUAAAAUGAAAUUUUGAUAAAGGCAGAAUAUUGCACAGUACAUUUGAAACUGCUAAACUUUGUGGAACAUUUUUGGAAGCUAUUGUAUCCAUCUUCCUGCAAAGGCAGAUCAUCCUGCUCAUGAAAAUGUUUUGGCCUACUUUAUCUUUAAUAUACUUUCAGAAGUAUUUAUUUUUGCUAGAAUGUUCAUUUAUCAACAUAUGAACAUAUGAGCUUCUUUUAAUAAGCUUGCAGUGAGUUAACAGUCUUAAUUGCUAGCCUAAACUGUGUAUGUAUUUUUUUUGUUGUUGUUGUUGUUUUUCUUUUGUAUGAAAUUGUCACUGUGCUUUUUCAAGGGUUGAGAGGCUGUUCAAUUUUCUUUAGUAUAAAUCAGCUGAUAUCCUGUAUUUCUGGUUCUCACAUACUUUGGAGGCUUGUACAUCUAUAAUUUGUUAACAAUUGCCUGUUAAACAGCAUUUGAUAUGGCUAUGAAAAUGCUAUAGAAAUAUGAAAUUGAUAUUAUCAUAUUUCCAAUGUUUUAGGUGUAAAAAUAUUAAUGCCAUUUUUCUUAUGAACUUGUAAAAAAAAGUGAAUUGAUUAGUAAAUUUCCGAGCCAUCAGUGGAGUUGAAUUAAUCAGAAUAUUUCCACAUGUAAACCUCUAUAUGGAGCCCCUAAAUGGACAUAUGGGUGAGAAAGAAGAAAAAAAAAACACUUUUGUAAGAUUUAACACUUUUGCUCAUAAAACAUUUAACUUUCUUGGAUCAAAGUAAAGGCACUUUCAUUUUCUAGUCGCUAGUGAAAACUAGCUACAUAGUUUCUGUCAGUGUUCCAAGAGACAGCCAUAAAGUCAGUUUAUCAACCCAGCUAGCCAGAGCAAAUUAAAUGUUUUGCAAGAUAACGCGAAGGUUUUGUGAGAUAUGGCGAGAGUAUUUUUAUCACCCAUGUCCCUUUAGGGGCAUACCUCUAAGAUUAAUUAACAUUGGACAGCAAAAAAAUUAUUUAAGAAGUCAUAUUUGUUCCUUAAUUAAAAGUUUAUCAGUUAGUACACUCUUUCUAGACUGUGAUCAAACCUGGUAAUACCAAACUGAACUCAAUGUGUUGAGGCAGAAUCUGGGCGAAUUCAGUUUCCUUUUGUUUUUCUUCCUGUAAGUGAUAUAAACAGAUGUACAACAAAUCUGGAAUGCAACAUUGUCAUCAAAUAUUGAAAUCAAAUGUUUUGAGACUUCAGUGGUGGAGUCGGCGCUGAUGAUUUAAUUAAUGUGGAUAUUUUACAAAGUGAUUAUGCUGUAUUUUAUUGUAAUAUUCCCUGUAUUUUCUGAAUACAUGUACAUGUAACCAACUGGAGAAUGACUUAAAAUAGAGGAUGUAUAUAUUUUUCAGGUUUAAUUGAAACACAUGUAAAGUGUUUUAUUUCUAUUUGCUUUUUAAAUGAAAGAUUUCUCUUUAAAUAUAUAUUAAAUCUUGAUAUUUGCAA